CUGCGGUACAAGGGGUGAAUUAAAUUACGUGGUCCUGCAGUGAAGACGGGUGAUAGCUCUCUGUCCAUUAGGAGUUGGUUUACUGUCGCUGCCCAAUGGAUGGGGGUGAUGGCCGCACCAUGCCUAGGAUGGACCGCGCCAUUUUCUGCAGCGAGAAGUACGGUGGAGGUGGGGCCCACCACUAUAUCCACGACCUGGAAGGGAGGUUGCUGAGAAAGCAGGAGAAAACGGGCCAAGUGGCCAACUCCUUGGCAAGAGGGAUCUCGUCUGUCUUCCUUCCACAAGGAUACCCAGAGAGCGUCAGUGCUGAUUACUUGUCUUACCAGGUCUGGGACACCGUACAGGCAUUCGCCAGCACUCUCACAGGGACCCUGGCCACGCAGGCGGUGUUGAGGGGUGUGGGGGUCGGGGACAGCUCUGCCACAGUUGCUGCUGCUUCCCUCACCUGGAUGCUGAAAGACGGCACCGGAAUGAUCGGCCGGAUCCUCUUUGCCUGGUUGAAGGGGACACAACUGGAUCAGGACGCCAAGCAGUGGAGGUUGUUUGCUGACCUCCUUAAUGACCUGGCCAUUUUCAUUGAGAUCACCGCCCCAGCCUUUCCAACGAUUUUCACUCUCAUCAUCUGCGUAUCCUGCUUGUUGAAGUCGGUGGUGGGAGUGGCUGGAGGUGCGACCAGGGCUGCACUGACAGUUCACCAGGCCCGGAGAGACAACAUGGCUGAUGUGUCAGCCAAAGAUGGCAGUCAGGAGACCCUGGUGAACCUGGCUGGACUUUCCGCCGGCGCACUUCUGGCUCCACUCACUGCUGACAACCUUCUCCUGACCCACCUGCUCUUCGCCCUAUUCACCAUCCUCCAUCUGUUCGCCAACUACCGCGCUGUUCGGGCUGUGGUGAUGGAGACUUUGAACAAUGCUCGUCUCCGGCUGCUGCUCGACACUUUCCUGAGGGAGGGGGUUGUCCCUCUGCCUGCCUCCAUCAAUCCCCGGGAGCCCCUCCUACCAGCUUUCUGGCGUAGAGGGACUGUACGACUGGGAGCUCCACUACACACCAUCUGCCAGAGUGUUGCUGAAUAUCAACGGGCUAUAGAAAACAACAGUAAGAAUUAUUUACUGGGAAUACAUCGAGAUACUGGUGAGGUGAGCAUAUGCUUGAGGGAGGGAGCCGGGAGUGUGGACAUUAUCCAGGCUGCUAUCCAUGCCGAGCUCCUUCUCCUGCUGCUUCACCGGGACCUGACGGGCUUCCGAGUGGAGCAUCGCAAGUUAGCAGAGCUCCAAGCCUCGAUCCGCACUGCUCAGGAUGAGCGGCUGUGGGACGUGGUCUCAGCUACCCACCUCCUGGUUGAUCAGCUGUUCCCGGGGCUGGUGUCGGGGGCCCGGAGCUCGGGCUGGCUGACAGAGCGGCAUCAGCUGGGGCCUGACGAGUGGCGAGCCCGCUGGGGUCCCGGGGACAAGAAGGACCAGUGACCAGACCAGGCAGGGCAAGCGGAGGGCAGGGAAUCCCCCCCACCCACGUGAUACCCAGCACUCGCCUGUCCAAACACUACCCCAUUCCUGACUCUUCUACCCAUCCUUCGAAUUCCCCCCGCUUCCAUAUCCUUUCCCCAUCCCUUCUAUCCACUGAAUCUCCUAUCACAGUCCACGAACACUCUGCCGCAUCACCGACUCUCUUUCCACCCCCCAGCACUCACCAGACAUGGACAUGCACCCCAAUCACAAACUCUGCCAGCCCACUGACUGCUCUCCCACAGACCACAGACACUGUCCUCAAUCACCAGCUCUUCUCUGCCCACCCACUGAAUCCCUCCCACAGUCCACGAAUAUUCACCCCAAUCUCAAGCUUUCCCAGCCCACUGAAUCCCUCCUACAGUCCACAAACACUCUGACCCAUCGACUCUCUUCCCCUCCCACACACUGAAUCCCUCCCACAGUCCACUAACACUCACCCCAAUCUCAAACUUUCCCAGCCCACUGAAUCCCUCCCACAGUCCACGAACAUUCACCCCAAUCUCAAACUUUCCCAGCCCACUGAAUCCCUCCCACAGUCCACGAACAUUCACCCCAAUCUCAAACUUUCCCAGCCCACUGAAUCCCUCCCACAGUCCACAAAUAUUCACCCCAAUCUCAAACUCUACCAGCCCACUGAAUCCCUCCCACAGUCCACAAACACUCUGCCCCAUCGACUCUCUUCCCCUCCCACACACUGAAUCCCCUCCCACAGUCCACGAACACUCUGCCCCAUCAUCGACUCUGUUCCGCUCCCACCCACUGAAUCUCAUCUCAGCAGUCCACGAAUACUCUUUUAUUUCCCCCAUCGCCAACUAUCCCCUCCCAUUCUCCGAAUACUCUUUCCCCCCUCACCAACUGUCCUCCCCCUCCCCACCUGCUGGAUCCCCUCCCAUUCUUCAAUCGUUGAAAUAUUUAUCUACCUCUACCCCCACCCCCACCCCCCAUCAGCCUCCGGCUCAAGGAGAGAAUUCCACAAAUUGAUCAUCCUUUCCGGGAAUGUUCUACACAUUCCAGUUUCAACAACCAGCUCCUUUAUAAUCAGAAUCGGAUUUGUUACCAUUGGCGGCUAUGAUGUAAGAUCUGUUGUUUUGAGGCAGCAGUAUUGUGCAAGGACAAAAUGACUGUAAAUUAAUAAAUGAAU
This is a messenger RNA of Mobula hypostoma (lesser devil ray), 2646 nucleotides long. It is a transcript of the gene rusf1, whose product is annotated as RUS family member 1. Bases 96 to 1463 code for a protein of 455 amino acids. The record is from RefSeq and is a predicted model, not a curated record. The transcript is spliced from 14 exons. Lineage: Eukaryota; Metazoa; Chordata; Chondrichthyes; Myliobatiformes; Myliobatidae.